AUGUCCCUCUACUUCGACGCAGAGGCCAUCCUAACCGCGCCGUCGACAGGCGGCUCGUUCAAGUCGCGCAUCUAUAGUGCUCGCAAUUUGCGCGCAUCGCCUGCCCAGAUCUAUGCGCUGAUCACCGAGGCGUCGAAGUGGGAUCGCGUGCUGGCCGAGGUGAUCGAGCGUGCGGACAUCCUGGCCCUUGAGCGCAAGCUCUCUCCGCUGCUUGCUCUGCUCCUCGUCCAUGACUUCCUGCUAUCAAAAAAUGGAAUCGCCGCGCCGGCGGCACACCCGAUUCGCCAGGCUAUCGAGCGCCACAAGACACGGCUGAAGGCGGAGUUUGUGAAGGCGCGUGUUCGUCGUGGAUGCGCGUCUAUCGAAGCAUUGAAGACAUCCGUCUUGCGUGAGAAACGGCAGGCGGAUGGCAAGGAUGGCGACUUCGUCUAUCCGCGCUGGGUGCGGAUUAACAAUAUCUGCACUACGCUGGAGGACCAGCUAAGAACGACGUUCGCUUCUUAUGAACGCGUGCAGACGCUGGCUGCCCUGUCUCCCAAUGAUCCAGAUAGUCGGACGCCGGAGCCGCGUCUCUACAUCGACCCCAACAUCCCGGAUCUGGUGGCCGUGCCGUAUGGCAUUGAUUUUACUAGCUCUGCGGCUUACAAGAAUGGGGAGAUCAUUCUUCAGGACAAAGCGUCCUGCUUUCCCGCCUACUUAUUACUAGGUGAUAUGCGCACAGCAUGGAAGGGCGACCUGGUCGAUGGAUGCGCCGCGCCGGGGAAUAAAACCACUCACAUGGCAUCAUUACUAGCCAAACGCAAACCAAAAACCAAAGCCAAGAACCACAUCUUUUCCAUGGACGCGUCGACGCCUCGCUCCAAAACCCUGCAGAAGAUGGUCGCGUUGGCCAAAGCUGACUCCAUUGUCACCGUGCUCCCAGGCCAGGACUUUUUGGCCCUGGAUCCGGCUGAUUCCCGAUUCGAGCAUGUGUCUGGCCUCCUGCUCGACCCUAGCUGUUCAGGUAGUGGGAUCAUCGGCCGAGAUGAUGUUCCUCAGCUUACGCUUCCCGCCGCGACGGCAUCCAAGACCACCAACACCAAAUCAGCCACCAAAAAGCGGAAACGCCAAGCAGAUGACGAGUCCGAGGACCUUCACUCCAAGGCUACGACUGUUAUAACCACUGCGUCCACGUCGACCACUGAUGAGAACGACAUCCCCGGAGGCGCCAUUGACCACGAGCGACUCACCAAACUGUCCAACCUCCAAGCGCGGAUCGUCGAGCACGCACUGAGCUUCCCCAACGCUACCCAUGUAACGUACAGCACCUGUUCGAUCCACCUGAUCGAAAACGAGGCCGUCGUGUCCCGCGUGCUCGCAUCCGAGGUUGCCCAGCGGCGCGGCUGGCGCCUUUUAAGACGGGAUGAGCAGCCAGAUGGAUUGCGCCGGUGGAGGCUUCGUGGUGUGAGGCAGGAGAAUAACCUCGUCGCUGGUCCGAGUGAUACCCCGACCCCGACAGUUGACCUCUCGGAUGAAGACUUGGAAUCGUGCUUACGCUGCUGGCCGGGCGAUGUGGAGGGGUUGGGGGGUUUCUUUGUGGCUGGGUUUGUCUGUGAUCCUUCUGGAGCGGAGGAACGACCUGCUUUAACCGGCACAGCGAAGGGAUCCGUGGAUGAUAAUGAUGAUGAUCAUGACGACGAUGAAUGGGAGGGAUUUUCAGAUUAG
This is a messenger RNA of Penicillium riverlandense, 1704 nucleotides long. Its product is annotated as rRNA (cytosine-C5-)-methyltransferase RCM1. Gene Ontology annotation, molecular function: methyltransferase activity. Gene Ontology annotation, biological process: rRNA base methylation. Lineage: Eukaryota; Fungi; Ascomycota; Eurotiomycetes; Eurotiales; Aspergillaceae. The transcript is spliced from 2 exons. Gene Ontology annotation, cellular component: nucleolus. Bases 1 to 1704 code for a protein of 567 amino acids. The record is from RefSeq and is a predicted model, not a curated record.